Messenger RNA from Malassezia japonica, 969 nucleotides. RefSeq lists its product as uncharacterized. The transcript has a single exon. Gene Ontology annotation, molecular function: structural constituent of ribosome. Gene Ontology annotation, biological process: translation. Gene Ontology annotation, cellular component: mitochondrial large ribosomal subunit; ribosome. NCBI's taxonomy places the organism in Eukaryota, Fungi, Basidiomycota, Malasseziomycetes, Malasseziales, Malasseziaceae. The record is from RefSeq and is a predicted model, not a curated record. Bases 1 to 969 code for a protein of 322 amino acids.
AUGCUGACGAUGCCAAGCAUGCUGGGUCGUGCGCUUCUCGCGCGGACGGCGCUGCCGAUGGCAGCGUCGGCGCGCACAUUCUCGACAGGGAUGCGUCUGAUGGAAAAGGAGGAGCCGACGUGGACGCCGACGUCGCGCCGUGUCGGUCUGAUCACGCGCAAGAUGGGCAUGACGACCAUGUUCACGCCGGACGGAAAAAAGGUGCCUGCGACCGUCUUGUACGUCGACGGCAACGAGGUGUCGCAGCACGUUGGCCUUGAAAAGACGAGCGAUGAGGAGGCGCCUUACGUCGCGAUGCAGGUCGCCGCGGUCGACGCACGGAAACAAAACGUCAGCGCACCGCUGCGCGGCCACCUCCGCGCGUCGGGCGUCUCGCAGCCGAAGCGCAUCCUGCGCGAGUUCCGCGUGUCGCCGGAUGCCAUCGUCCCGCUGGGCACCAAGCUCUCCGCGGCGCACUUUGUGCCGGGCCAGGACGUCGACGUGCGCGCCAUCACGCGCGGAAAGGGAUUUGCGGGUGUGAUGAAGCGCCACAACUUUGCAGGCGGCAACGCGUCGCACGGUGCGUCGCUCGCACACCGCACCCCGGGCUCGAUCGGUAACAACCAGGACCCGGGCCGCGUGUUCCCGGGCAAGCGCAUGCCGGGCCGCAUGGGCGGCACGGCGCAUCGCACGGUGCAAAACGUGCGUGUGCUGCGUAUCGACCUGAAAAACGAGCUGAUCUUUGUCAAGGGCGCCGUGCCGGGGCCGGAGGGCGGCGUGGUGAUGGUGCAGGAUGCACUCAAAAACCUGGUCAAGAAUGCCUACUAUACCUACCGCAAGGGCAAGACGUCGACCGGCGAGCUGAUCGACCCCAAGAACGGCGUGCAGCAGUACCUCUCGAACGGUCUGCAAGGCCUACCGUUCCCGGCUGGCACCAAGGAGAUGGCCAAGGGCCUCCCGGAAGUGGUCGAAGUUGGGCCGCCUGCGUAG